AUGGAAAAGGGCGGUGACGUUUGUCACCCCCAUCAAAGGGAUGUUCUCCUCCUCCUCUUGCUUGGUCUUCCUGGAGCUGGAAAAUCCAGUUGUGCGCGGCGUUUCACUGCGAGACUGGAUGUCUUUAAUUACCUCAUUGUUGUGUUUGACGACAACUUGCUCUUUGAAUUUGAGUCAUCGCACAGAUCGCAGGUACGGUUUCAGCCCCAUUUUAAGUAACUCCACCAUUAGUGGAAAGAGAGACGUGGUGAGAUUCUCUGCAGUGUUCGACACUUGAUAGAAGCUUGGAACACAGAUCAGUUCAACUCAACCUGUGCGCACCUUACUAUUCAAAAACCAAGUCAAUUUAAAGCUGGCCUUCCGCUAGUCUGUGUCCUCGAUGACAACUUUUAUUACAGAAGUAUGCGGAAGGAUUAUUUUCGUCUUUCCAGGAACCGUUAGUUUGGCUUAUGUGGAAGACCACCUGCAAUCUAGAGAAGUGUAGGUUCGCCACGGUCAGCCUUAAUCUCCCACUGGACGUAUGCAAGGAGAGAAAUUCCCACAGAGAUUGUCCCGUGCCAGAUUCUGUACUCACCAGGAUGCAUAGUCGUUUCGAAUGGCCCGAUGAAAAUGCUCACCCAUGGGAACGAAAUAACCUUGAGAUCACGUCGCCCGAUCCGGAGUAGCAACUUGGGUUUUGGUAACAGCUUAUUUUAGUUUGGAUGCAAUAGAGUCGUUUCUGUGGCGUGUCUACACAACUCCCGUCAUCUACCUUGAUCUCAAUCAGAUUGCCUUGGAGCGUCAAAGGGAUCGUGAAAUCAAUGAAGCCAGUGAGACCCAUCGCCUCGAUACUGUUUUACGGGCGCUCGUAAGGAACUGCAUCCUCUCGCUUCGUAAGUAUCGCCUUUUCUUACGCCUGUGGCUCUCCCGUAAGCUUUAGAACUCCAGGCACGUUACGGGAAGUCCCUCAAUGAAGUGAGGAAAGUAACUAUGCUGCAGUUGAAACCCCUGGUAGACCAGCACAUCAACGAUGACACAUUCAGCCUUUGGAUUCUUGGCGUCUUUAA
Molecule: messenger RNA, 1046 nt
Organism: Spirometra erinaceieuropaei
Lineage: Eukaryota; Metazoa; Platyhelminthes; Cestoda; Diphyllobothriidea; Diphyllobothriidae
Source: the annotation of a GenBank genome assembly